Messenger RNA from Notolabrus celidotus (New Zealand spotty), 2421 nucleotides. RefSeq names its product UBX domain protein 6 (gene ubxn6). Gene Ontology annotation, molecular function: protein binding. Bases 135 to 1532 code for a protein of 465 amino acids. Gene Ontology annotation, cellular component: cytoplasm. The record is from RefSeq and is a predicted model, not a curated record. Lineage: Eukaryota; Metazoa; Chordata; Actinopteri; Labriformes; Labridae. The transcript has 10 exons.
CAUCUGUGGAGCGGAAGCAGUUUCACGUCAGCUGAUGGACUUGUUGUGGUUUUUCCUCCUAGCUAAGUAUAGACAGGUGCUGCACGUCUGUUUGAGUUUCUGUGCUAUCACAUUAUCUGUGGAAGCCUAAGGAAAUGAAGAAGUUUUUCGAUGACUUUAAGAAAGACAUUAAAUUUAAAUCUGCGGGACCUGGGAAGAAACUAACUGAGGAUGGAAGUAAAAAGCAUGAAGUGGUUCAGAGCAGCUCCAGCUCCAAGAACCACCAUCACGCUCCAAGUGAAGGAGCGCAGAGAGCUGGAGCUGCAGCCCUGGCCAGGAUUGAACAGCAUCCGAGGCCGAAGGUCCAGACCUCUCAGGACGCCAUCAGGAACCAGGUGAAAAGAGAGCUGGAGGCAGAGGCGGCUGCACUCGCUGAAAAAGACAAGGCAGCCACAGCAGAGGGAUCCAAAGUACCAGUGAGGGAUCCUGCUGGCCUCUCAGUGUCAGGUGUGUAUUUCACCUGUCCGCUGACUGGAGCCACUCUGACCAAAAGUGAGAGAGAAGCACACAUUAAAGAAGCCAUUUUAAUGCGCUUUGAGGAGGAUGAGAUUGAGGCCUCUGUUAUGAUGGUCCACACGUUUAACAAAGACAGAGAGAAAGUGAAGACUGCUGUGGACAUCAUAAGCAAGUAUGUUGAAAAUAUAUGUAAGAAUCCCACAGAGGAGAAAUACAGGAAGAUUAAACUCAGCAAUAAAGUGUUCCAGGAGAAAGUUUAUUGUGUGGAGGGCAGUAGAGAGUUCCUGCAGGCCCUUGGCUUCACAAGCCUUAUGCUUCCUGUAGAGGGUCAAGGUAAACUAAUCCUAAACAAAACAACAACACUUUCUCAUCAUCAGUUCAUAAUUGUGUAUCUUGGCCUUUCUUCAGAGGAGGAAGAGGAGUUCCUGGUGUUACUAGAGCAUAAUCCCGAUGCCCUAGAGUUGAUGAAGGAGAGAAGGGAUCGUCUCCAGAGAGGAGAGCCAGUCAGAGCUCAGCUGGACCGACAGCCGCAAGCUUUCAAACCCUCUUCGAACGCCCAACGCUUCGAGCUGCCGCAAGAGUUCUACAACCUGUCAGCGGAGGAGCUCAAGAAGGAGCAACUGCAGAAGAGUGAUUUAGUGGAGAAGAACGCCAUGCUGCGCACAAAGGCCAUGAGAGAGAAAGAGGAGCAGAGGGAGAGAAGGAAAUACAAUUACACCUUACUAAGGAUCAGACUACCUGAUGGAAACCUACUUCAAGGAACCUUUUACGCCUGGGACCGGUUACCCGUGCUGUUUGGGUUUGUGCGGGAAUCCUUGGUGGACGGCUGGCAGCCCUUUGAGCUCAUCGCUCCUGGAAGUCAGAAACUACAGGAGUCUGAAGAUGUGGCUCUUGCAGAGUGUAACUUGGUCCCUGCAGCUCUGCUCACAUUUGCUUGGGAUGCAGCCGUGCAGGCGGACAUUGCUGCCGCUGGCGGUGGAAAGAGCCCAACUCUCCUCAAACCAGAGCUGCUGGAAAAGAUACGAACCCUGAGCUGAGCUGCUGGCACACUGCCUCUGAACAUCUCCCUACCGCCUUCCCCCCCGGCACUCCUGGGAUGGAACUGCCCCCUUACAGAUGACCAGUGUUUAUUUUUAUGAAUUCUAACUUCAGUCAGUAGCAGUGCAACCUAAUGUGCUUCUUUUGCUGAGCGUACCCUUCUUUCUUCAUGACGGGAGUAACGUCACACUGCGGGACUGUCUCAGCAGCACAUUGUGAUGAAGGAAGCACUCCUAACAGAUAGAUGGAAGGCGAAAGCAGGGGACAGGUGUUGUGUUUCUGUUGCAUCCUGAGUGAAUGUACAUGCUGUGCUGUAAACGGACUGGGGCAGCAGUCUUCUGUGCUCUAACUGUCAACUAGUCAGGUAUACUUCAUGUGGCAUGUUGAGAGACCUUGUUCGAACUGUGUCAGCAUUACUUCCCCUUCUUUGAAGUCUGUUUAAUUAACAGUGUUCAUCUCUGUUGUACAGGCAUGUAGAAUAACACUAAGUGAAGUCAUGAAGUAAAUGUGGUCAGACGCAGCUGUUGGUUUGUUUGCAGUAUCUCAGUACCUGGCUCUUUAAAUGUUAAAAACUGCGGGAUGGCUUUACUUAAGUCUUGAAAUGCUUUUUGUGUUUUGCCCAAGUUAAAAGUGUUUUGUCUGUGAACUGAUGGCUGGUCUUAGUUUAGUGAUACAAGUCUGGCAGUACUGCACCCCCUGAUGUUACUGACAGCUACAGAAAUUGAAACCUCAGAAUCGGUUUUAUUUUUCUGUAUACGAGCACAAACCCAAGUUGUGAACCAAAACCAAUUGUUUUAGUCUCAAGUUACCUCACGGUUCAGGCACCGUUCUCCAAUGUCACCUGUGAUAUGGGCCAGCCAUGUGUUGGUGAUGUGAUGGAGAUUGUAA